AUGCGCGAUAAAGACGGGAAUAUCUUAAAAAAUGCUCAUGUUUUAGGUUUUCUUCGUAGAUUAUGUAAACUUCUUUUCUUUAACAUCAAACCAAUAUUUGUAUUUGAUGGUGGGGCUCCGGAAUUAAAACGGAUCACCUUGAUCAAAAGACGUAAAAGACGUUCUGGUAAAGUAAACGAAUUACAAAAAACGGCUGAAAAAAUUUUAGCUGCUCAAAUGAAAGUUCGGGCAAUUAAAGAAAUUAAUGAUGUUGAUGGAUCAAAUCCUACUAAAAUACGUCAACGCAGAAAAAAUGAUGAAUUUGAUUUGCCACCAAUUUCUGGAAGUUUAGAGUCUAUGAUGACAGAUGAUGAUUCUCGUUUAGCUACUGCAGAUGAUCUUCUAAGAUUUAUUGAAAAGUAUAAACCGGAAAAUAUUGAUACUAGUUCAGAAUUAUUUCAAUCACUUCCUUUGAGUAAACAAUAUGAAAUAAUAAGUGAACUUCGUCAAAAAAGUAGAAUAUCAACUAGAGAUCGUUAUAAAGAGUUGAUAAAAAAUCUUCUUCGUAGAAAUGAUUUAACACAAAAAAUGUUGGAUGUCUCUAAUAAUUCCAACAACAAAUUAAAUAAUUCUAUACCAAUGAGAAUAGCUUCAGAGCGUAAUAAAGAAUUCAUUUUAGUAAAAAAUAUAAAAAGUAAUGGAUAUACAAUGGUGACUAAUAAUGAUUCUAUAUCAAACAUUAAACGAAGUAAAGGAUUAGGUACUAUUGAUGAACCAUUAAAUUUGGAUGAUAAUUCAAAAGCUUAUGUUGAUGACGAAGAAUCAAUUGAAUCUGUAAUGGAAAAAUUUCAAGCUUUAGAAUCUUUAGAAUCAAAAAAGAGUACAACUCCAAUUACCAUAUCUGAUGGUUAUGAUUCAGAUAGGAAUUCUGAAGGUAAUGGUUCAGAAUAUUAUGAACCAGAAUUUUUUUAUGCUCUUUGGAUUUCACAAGUUACUAAAGAGUUUCGAAAAGAAUUUGAAAAUUAUGAAGAAUUAAUUCAUAAAGCAAUUUAUGAAUGGGAUAAUGAUGAAAUUAAAAAUCAAAAAACUUUGGCUUUCAAGAAAAAGGGUAAAAUUAGAGAAGGUGAUAAUGAAAAGGAAGCAGCUUUAAAAUUCUGGAUUAAAUUUUUACAAGCUGUAAUUCAAUUUAAAUUAAAUAUGCAACCGAAUGAAUCUGUCAAUAAUUCUCAACCCGAAAACUCUAUUACUCAAAAUGAUAAUAAUAAUAAUUAUUCACAAGUUCACUAUAUAGAUGAUAGUUCGGAUGAAAAUACUUUACCAAUAGAAUCAAAAUUAUUAGAUUCUGAUAUAAUUGAAAUAUUUGAUGACGAAAUACCCGAGAAUGAAGAAAAGUCACAAAAUGUUCCAGGUAAUGAAUAUCGUGAAAUUAAAUUAAAGAAUGUCAAUUUAGAUUCAAUGCUUUUACCUCAAACUUUUGAUUAUCAAUUACUGGAUGAAUAUAAAAUAAAACCUUCCAUUUAUUUAGAACAUUAUUCAAAGAAUUUACCCAGUUACUUUAUAUCUGAAAAUAAUACAACAAAUGAUUUAUCUUCAAAUGAAAAAUCUUCGAUGACAGAUAAUGAUCUUUCGAAUUAUAAUUCAAUUGAUGAUGAAAGAAAUAAUAAUAAAUCUUCAAACGUUGAAAAUUCUAAGAAAUUAGAAGGGGCGAACAAAUCAGAAUUAAGUGAAGAUGAAUUUAUAGAAGUUAUAAUUUCUGGAACUAAUGUCCCACCAUCAAAAUUUGAGAAUGAGGAACCUUCUGAGCAAGAAGAUUUGAUGAUUCAAACUUUAAAUAAUUUAGAUAAUUCACAGAUGGAAAUAAAUUAUCCUGAUGAAAUUCCAAGUGAAAUACGGAAUGAAAUACAGAAUGAAAUACAAAAUAAAAUACAAGAUGAAAUAAAUAAUGUGAAUGAUAUAAACAAUUUUAUUACUUCAAAUGAUGAUUAUAUAGAAUCUCAUGAAAUUGGCGAUGAGAUGGAAAUUUGUGAGGAUUUAGAAAUUUCUAAUGAAAAAGUAACUUUUAAAGAAAUAACUAAAAUGGAUAGUGAUGAAAGUGAAGAUGAAGAAAAUUCUUUAUCUGAAAAUUAUAUUUAUGAAAAUAUCGAUAAUUCAAUGUCAGAAGAAGUUUCUGAAUAUGCGAGAUUCCUAUCUGAAUUGCAAAAUAAAGAUUUAACUACCGUUCAAAAGGAAUUAACAGAUGAAAUUCAACAGUUGAAUGAAAAACAACGGAAAGAAAAACGUGACAUUGAUAUUAUUACCCAAACUAUGAUUAAUGAAUGUCAAGAACUUUUGAAAUUAUUUGGGAUUCCAUUUAUAACUGCACCAAUGGAAGCUGAAGCUCAAUGUGCAGAAUUAUUACGAUUAAAUUUGGUCGAUGGAAUUAUUACUGAUGAUUGUGAUGUAUUUUUAUUUGGAGGAACUCAAGUAUAUAAAAACUUUUUUGAUAAAAAAAAAUAUGUUGAAUGUUAUAACGCUGAAGAUUUUGAACGUGAAUUUCAAUUGGAUCGAGAGAAACUUAUUAAACUUGCAUUAUUACUUGGAAGUGAUUAUUCUGAAGGAUUACCUAAAGUAGGAAUUGUUACUGCAAUGGAAAUUUUAAAUGAAUUUUCUGAAGAAGAUGGACUUGUGAAAUUCAGAGAUUGGUGGUUAGAAGUUCAAUAUGGAACAUAUGUACCGGAAAACGAUGAAAAUGCUUUCCUUAAUCCACAUGUUGAUGACUCAGCAAUUCCGUUCCAAUGGGGUGUUCCUGAUAUAGAUGAUCUUAAAAUUUUUCUAUCGGAUAAAUUAUUAUGGUCCGAAGAUAAAGUCGAUGAAACUAUUGUGCCAGUAAUAAAAUCAAUGAUGGAACGACAGUCCGAAAAGAAUUUGACGCAAACUUCGAUUGAUAAUUUUUUCGGACGAACAAAUAAUCGUGGUACAAUGCAUAAAAGCAAAAGGAUUCAAAAUAUUGUAAAUACGUGGAAAAAUGGUGAUGCGGAAAGUAGCAAAAACUUAAAGAGAAAAAUUCCGCAAAAUUCAAUUAUUAUAGAUAGUUCAGAUAGUGAGUUAUCUUCUCUUAGUAAUGAAGAGGAAAGAAUUAAUAAAAAGUUCAGACAUAAAAAAAAAAAGUAA
Diversispora eburnea is the source of this 3129-nucleotide messenger RNA. The record is from the annotation of a GenBank genome assembly. NCBI's taxonomy places the organism in Eukaryota, Fungi, Glomeromycota, Glomeromycetes, Diversisporales, Diversisporaceae.